UCUCUCUCUCUCUCUCUCUCUCUCUCCCAGUUCAUCUCUUCGAAAUUCCAAUCACAUUCGCAAUUCCCUUCUCCUUCGUCUGGUUUGCUUCUUCUCUCGGAGCCCUAAAUCCCAAUCUCUCUCUCUCUCUGCGCUCUUUCUCAUUCCGAGAGACGUCGCAGAGAGAGAUCCAAACUUAACUAGGCCUCUGUUUUUUUCUUUUUCAAACUUUAACUCUUUGCUAACGAGUGAAAGAAAUAAGCAAAAAUGGCGAUUUCCAAGGUUUUGGUCGGAGUUUUUGCCGUCAUCGCUCUUGUCUUGAGCGUUUCUUUCCCUGCCGCGAUGGCUCAGGCCACGGCUCCGGCUCCGGCUCCCACCAGCGACGGAACAUCCAUUGACCAAGGGAUUGCAUACGUGCUGAUGUUGGUGGCGUUGGUGUUGACAUACCUCAUCCACGCAGCGAAUAUUUCCUACAGCUUCUAAUUUGACAUUUGGAAACUCUUUUGGAAUGUAGUGUCAAGAGUGAAGAGCGUAGGAUUGAGAAAGAGGGAGAUUCAAAUUGGGUUGAUGGGUUUGUAUGGUGUCUCCAUUCAAUUUCAAUCUUUGGGUUGCAGAUGAAUUGUUUGUGUUAUUCGGUCAUGAAUCAUGUAUUGAGAGGCUUUUAUGAAUUCAUAACUAGUGUUCUGACUUU
Molecule: messenger RNA, 670 nt
Organism: Morus notabilis
Lineage: Eukaryota; Viridiplantae; Streptophyta; Magnoliopsida; Rosales; Moraceae
Product: arabinogalactan peptide 20
Exons: 2
Coding region: 247-462 (71 amino acids)
Source: RefSeq, a predicted model, not a curated record